Molecule: messenger RNA, 5783 nt
Organism: Rhincodon typus (whale shark)
Lineage: Eukaryota; Metazoa; Chordata; Chondrichthyes; Orectolobiformes; Rhincodontidae
Gene: map3k9
Product: mitogen-activated protein kinase kinase kinase 9
Exons: 11
Coding region: 1-3273 (1090 amino acids)
Biological process (GO): protein phosphorylation
Molecular function (GO): protein binding; ATP binding; JUN kinase kinase kinase activity
Source: RefSeq, a predicted model, not a curated record
AUGUUCAUCAGGUCUCCCUGCUCCCCCUCCUCUGCCGCUGGGAAGGAAGAGGCUGAAGAAAGGGACAGGGCGGUGCAGCGGCAGCAGCCGCUGGAAGAGGAGGAGGAGGAGGAGGAAGAAGAAGAAGAGGAGGAGGAGGAAGAGGAUGAUGGUGAUGAUGAUGAGUUAGAAGAAGAAGAGCAGCCUCCUCGUCCUCCUCCCCCCCAGCGACAGCAUCCACCCCCCUCUAACCCGUUCUGGACCGCCGUCUUCGACUAUGAGGCGAGCGCCGAGGACGAGCUCAGCCUGCGCAAGGGGGACGUGGUGGAGGUGCUCUCCAAGGAUUUCAAAGUCUCUGGAGAUGAAGGCUGGUGGACAGGCAAAAUCAAUGACCAGGUUGGCAUCUUUCCCAGCAACUAUGUCACCAGUGCCCCAUGUUACAGUAAGUUGCAAGGCCGGAGCACGGAGCACUACCCUCUGCCACUGGAAAUGGACUUUAAUGAGCUGCAGCUGGAGGAGAUUAUUGGUGUCGGUGGCUUUGGAAAAGUCUACAGGGGCAUCUGGAGGUCAGAGGAGGUAGCUGUUAAAGCAGCUCGCCAGGACCCAGAUGAGGAUAUUAGUCAGACCAUUGAGAAUGUUAAACAAGAAGCAAAACUGUUUGCGAUGCUGAAGCACCCUAACAUCAUAGCCUUAAAAGGGAUUUGUCUGAAAGAGCCCAAUCUUUGCUUGAUCAUGGAGUUUGCCCGUGGGGGCUCUUUAAAUAGAGUGUUGUCAGGCAAGAAGAUACCUCCUCAUAUUCUUGUCAACUGGGCAGUACAGAUUGCAAGGGGCAUGAAUUAUUUACACGAAGAAGCAAUUGUUCCUAUUAUUCAUCGCGAUCUCAAGUCUAGUAACAUUUUAAUACACGAGAAGGUGGAAAACAAGAGCCUAAGUAACAAGACUCUGAAAAUCACAGACUUCGGCCUGGCACGAGAGUGGCACAAAACAACCAAAAUGAGUGCUGCAGGGACCUAUGCCUGGAUGGCUCCAGAAGUCAUCCGAUCCUCCAUGUUCUCCAAGAGCAGCGACAUCUGGAGCUAUGGUGUGUUGCUGUGGGAACUUCUGACUGGGGAGGUUCCAUUCAGGGGGAUUGAUGGACUGGCUGUGGCCUAUGGGGUGGCUAUGAACAAAUUGGCCCUUCCAAUUCCUUCAACCUGCCCAGAACUUUUCAGCAAACUGAUGGAAGAUUGCUGGAACACGGAUCCACACUCCCGCCCCUCGUUCACCUGCAUUCUGGACCAACUCACAGCCAUCGAGGAGUCAGGCUUUUUUGAAAUGCCGCAGGAUUCAUUUCAUUCCUUGCAAGAAGAAUGGAAGCAGGAGAUCCAGGAAAUGUUUGAACAACUCCGGGAAAAGGAGAAAGAAUUGCGGACCUGGGAGGAAGAGCUGUCCCGCGCUGCCCUGCAGCAGAAGAACCACGAGGAGGUGUUGCGGCGCCGGGAGCAGGAGCUGGCCGAGCGAGAGAUUGACAUUCUGGAACGAGAGCUCAAUAUCAUCUUCCACCAGCUCCACCAGGAGAAACCAAAGGUGAAGAAACGCAAAGGCAACUUCAAGAAGAGCAGGCUCAAGCUCAAGGAUGGCAACCGGAUCAGUCUGCCCUCUGAUUUCCAGCAUAAGAUCACCGUGCAGGCCUCUCCCACUCUGGACAAGAGGAAGAGUCUGAUCAGCAGCAAGUCAAGUCCUCCAGCAAGCCCUACCAUCAUCCCACGACUCAGGGCAAUUCAGCUAACACCAGGUGAAAGCAAUAAGACCUGGGGCCGCAGUUCAGUGUUUCAGCGAGAGGAAUGUGAUGAGGACGAAAAGAAAGGGCAGAAAAAGAAGGGCUGGACGUGGGGCCCCAGUUCUUUACAUCAAAAGGAUCUCGCUGGUGGGGAAGAUAGCCUUAAACAUCUGGUAGAUGGAAACAAGCAGUGGUCCUCCAGUGCUCCCAAUCUGGGAAAAAGCCAUCGACCAACUCCUACUGUCCCAGGGUUUGCCAGCCUUGUUGAAAUAGAGCAUGAAGAUGGUGAUACCAUUAUUGAUUUCGAUGCAACACUACAACAACCUGCUUUACACAACCAAGCCUACCUCGCUUUACCAUUUGACCGAAAUGAUGGGGAGGGUGCUGUUAGUGACAACAAUGAAGAUCCUACUCCAGUGAACUCGGCUACUAGCACCCCGCAGCAUACUCCCACCAACAGUACAAAACGGAGCUCGCAAAGGAAGAAAUGUGACUUUGUCUUCCUUGGUUGUGGGGCUGUCCUAGCAGCAGUGGCUUUGGGAUUAGAUUUGCUUGAACUGGGGAAAUGUCAUAUUUUGCAAGAAGAUGUUGAGCCAAAGGAAGAGAAGAAAAAGAAGGAAGGCAUUUUUCAACGCACCAGCCGAUUGCGGAGGAGCACCAGCCCUCCAUCUCGAAAUCUCUUCAAGAAUGAAGAAUCGGUGAUUACCUCCUUUGAUCCAUCUUCCUCAUUGACAUUGCUCUCAUUAUCUUCCAUUUCUGAAUGCAACUCCACGAGAUCUUUGUUACGCUCAGAUAGUGAUGAAAUGGUAGUGUACGAAAUGCCUACAACCCCAAGUUCGAUGAAUGAGAGCUCCAAAUUUAUUACCAAUCAUCCUUUGGUUGAUGUAACCAUUGAACGCUUCAAACGUGACCCUAAGCAAUCAUUGACUCCAACUCAUGUGACAACAACCUCCACCGCAGUGCACUGGGGUCACAGGCGAACUCCUUCUGAUGGAGCUAUUAAACAAAUUCCUCAGACUCCGAACUGUAUGCCAUCCAAUGGUGCCAUGGGCUCUGUUGUUACAGGUAUAGGUAAAAUUCCAAGUCCCAGCAGGGAUCCAACGGAAGUUCCUCGCCUGCCUGACCCCAAUCUGGUUUUUCCACCGACUCCAAGACGAAGGAACACAAAACAAGAUUUCACAUUAGAAAGACCCAAAACGUUGGAAUUUGUACCGAGGCCACGCCCAUCUGCAAACCGUCAGCGGUUAGACACAUGGUGGUUUGUCUCACCCAGCAAAACAUGCAGUAACUCCCCUGUCAAUAGUUCAAGCACUGAAACACCAUCCAACCUGGACUCCUGCCUCAGCAGCAGUGGCACUGUGGAGGAAAGGCCCCUCUUUCUGCCUUACAGGCAAGGACUCGGUAGCUAUGAGCGGACAUUGUUAGACACAGAUGUGGAAGGUCAGAGUCAGGAUGGAACACUCCCACUGUGUGGAGCAGAGAUGAAUCCACGCAAGACAACAGCCUAUGAGCUACAGCACAAUUUCUGGUCAUAGCAGCACGUGGUAUACCGCACGAGUCCACAGAAGGAACUUGCACUGGGAAUGCACUUUUAUAGAAAGACUGGCUUGAACUGAAUGCCACUUAAUGUCACCCUAGAAUUUUGCCGAACUUCAAACUUGGAUCCGGGAUCCACGUAGCCGACAAUAAAAAUAAGCAGUUGGAUGCUGUUCAGUUGGGUUCAUCCAUCUUAUUCCCAAAACUCAUCUUGUACUGUACGUGUCCAAGAUCUGUGUUCCCAUUCCCAUUGACAUUUUGGCUUAGAAUCAUGCUGUUAUGAAUCGAGGCUAAAUUCAAGCUGCAUUUGUUAGUAGAAAAAAAAAUUUAUGUCUGUAUUCUCCUGUGUUGUAACCUACUUAAACAAGUUCCAAGGCAAGCACGUUAUCAGAUGCUAAAAGCAUAAAGCAUGACCGAUAGAGAUUUAUGCACCUUCCAAUAAGCUAUAAAUAGUCUCGGAUGAAGACGUGUUAAACCAUGCCUGUUUUUCAAAAAUCUUAAGACCAUGCAUUUCUUUUCCUCUCUGCAAGUCUGUUGUUCCUCCCAUCCCAAAUGAUGACAAAAGCAGUAAAGGUGAAGAGAGAGAGAGAAGAAAUUUGUGGCACCCCCACACCUCCACAUUACUUAAGCUGGAUGAUCAUGAUUUAAAGCUGAGAAACUCAGCAGUUUUGCAAUGCGGAUAGUAUCUGUGAAGUGAGUACACAGCUCAAAACUUUUUGUCACAUGGACAAGUCACAUGCAGCUCUCAACAGGCUGGUGAAGGCAAGGUAUUCAUGUGUUUUUUUUUUCCCAGUGGGUCUUGUGUCAUCCUCUUGAGCCAACUUUUCUGAAUCUGUUUACUAAACUCUCUCACCAUUCCUGACGAGCACUCAUUCUAAAGAGGGUUUUAUUUUCGCAUGGUUAGUGAGAUUGAAUAGACUUUUCUGCCAAUAUGUCAAACUGCAUUGCCUCAGCUGAAGUAAUUCUUGACUUAUUUACAAAGAAGUCUGUUUCUGGACAUCAACUGUUAAGAAAAGUAUCAUCAUCAAAGUUUUUGGGUCAGCAAUGCAGCUCACAGCUCCCCGGUCUAUUGGUUAUAAUUGUUUUUGCUGAAUCAAAAGAUUGGGAACAAAUGUUCCAGUGUUCAUCUCAUGUCCUUGUCUAAGUGACCACUUGUAUUUAAUGCUCUUUUUAAGUAUUUAUUGCACUGAGACCUUGAAGGUCAAAGAUUGACAUUAUUAAUAACAUGUAAUGAAAAAUUGUCAGAGGAAUGUUUUAUUGUUAACUGUGAGGAAAUGAUGUCCCAUUUUAUUAGCCUAAAGUCCAUAGGCUGGACAGUAUUUGCAAAAGUUCUCAGUCCAGAAGUCAAAUCUUUUAUCUAUGCCUUUCGAUAUAAGCCAGUGUUACUUGCUAGCUUUUUGUGGUGGCUACUUCCAACAAUUUUUCAACAAAUGACACCAGAGACUUAAUGAGACAUGGUGACAGAGUGGUUGCUAUAUGUGGGACUGAUGGUUCUGUCUCCACUGCAGGGUUUUUUUUGUCCCCAUUUGCUCUGUGAAUGCUGCAAUAGCCUUGCCUCUCCAUUAAAUUCCCUGUACUUCUCCUGGGUAGCAAAUAAGAGGAGUAGAUUUGUCUGCUACAGAAGAGUAAACUUGCCAAAGGCCAUAAUGGUGGGAAGCUGGGAAGCAAAUGGUCUGCUAGUGAUAUUACGAGUACCACUGAUGCAAGCCAGUGUUUGAUGGGAGGAAAAUGUAGUACAUCUUCACAGUGUGUGCUAUGAUUUAGCAACUCCACAAAAAUCUGCUAACUCACCAAUAUAUCGAGCAUUCAGCUACAGGAAACAAUUUCUCAAAAGGCAUAAUUGAAGUGCAUCGUUUUUUUGUUUCUAUUUUCAUUUGUCCCAUUUGUAAGCGUGGUAACUUUGUGCGUGUAAUUUAUGAGUCAGGAAAAUGCAUCAGCCUUAUAUUCCCCCCCCACGCCCCCACCCUGCUGCCCCUGGUAACAGACUUAUAACUUCCAGGAAGGAUGAAGUGUUUUUCACAGUGGAGCAUUUGGGAUUCACAAGUCUCCCAGUUUCAUAAUGCAAUGGACCUAGAAUAAGUUUCGGCUAAAACUGACCACCCUCUUCAUCCUGCCUUGAGUCUGUGCAUUUCCUGCUGGUCAACGGAAGGUGUAGUUACAGGAUGCACAUAUUGGAGUGCAUGGAUGUGAGUGGCAUUAUACUGUCUCUUUUAUAGCUUUGAUAGGGGAAAAGAAGAGACAAGUGAGGAAAGAAAUGGGAUUGUGGUCUUUAUGCGGUUGAAAGAUACUGUUACCUUCACAAACAGACAUUCCCAUGUCUGUCCAGGAAUCCCAUUGAUUUAUCUGGAACAACAAUGUUAAGAACUAAACUGGAUGCAGCAAGUACCUACUUGAACUGGUCAUUUAAAUACAUCUCUGAUCUGAGAAUAGUACAACUUCUUGUUUCCUUUCACUUGUUUCCUUUGAAGGGAAGGUCUGUCACUUUUGUCUUUGGUUUACUUCAACUUUG